AGCUCAGUCACCCGGCGAAGCCAUAGGCUGGAAGGCUUCAGGUCCCUGCGCACUAGCGCUCACACGCUGACUCAACAUACACGUCAAACUGUAUGGGAACAUGUCGCAGUACACUCUGGGAGUUCACCUGCAGAUCCUGCUGGCUGUGGGUCUGGCUGUGUUCUGCUACUGUCUGGUUCUCGGUUGCAUCCUUUGCUGUCGCAGGAGGAAGAGUGGUUCAUCGGAGGACAAGGAGGCAGUUUUCUUGUCUCCUCAUUCUGCUGAGAGGGUGACUGUGACAUUGACGCCGUCCCCGUGUACACAGCCUGUCAAGCAGCAGUACGAGCAGCUGGAUGGGGACGUGUUGGAAUUCCCUUCAUCUAAAAGCAGCUUUUCUCCCUCUGAGGAUGACCACACUGCUUUGCCCUUUGACCACAGCCCUACCAGAUCAGCUGAGCUGGUGCAAUCUCCUGGAUCUUCUUUUCCAAUGCGGCGCCUCAGCACCCCGGCUGUGCCCUGCUCACCCAAUAAACCACUACGUCACGGCAGAGCCUCUCUGCCCUCCCUUGCCAAGCUGAGCCUGGUGUCCAAGUCCCGCCGGGCAAUGGGUCGCCGCAGCACCGUGAGCGGCGAAAGUUUUCUUUACAGCGAGAGCAGUCGACUGACUGCAGGUGCUGCCAGAGCUCCCACCCAGCAGGGGGAGCCCUGCCUGUCACAGUAUGGCUCUAACUCUCUCUCCAUUUCCUCCAAAUCAGCUCCUCUCCUGCACUUCUCCUUGCUCUUCUCCUGUGCCUGUGGCACCCUGAUGGUCAACAUCCUGGGGCUCUCGGGGGCCAGUCGAAAGCGCACCGGGGUGUUUGUCCGGGCCAGCCUUCCUCCCCUCUGCCCUUCCCCUCAGCAGAUGGCCUCUCGACGCCGCAGCCUCAGCCCAGAUCUCAACAGCCAGACCUUUGUGCUGCAGGUGGGCUCUGUGGAAGAGCUGCGCACCUGCACCUUGAGACUUGCUGUCUACAGCAGGGACUUCUCAGGCUUAAGAGAGGCUGCGCUGGGGGUGGUGGAGCUGCCCUGUGAGCAGAUGGAUUGGGAGCCAGACACGACCACCACCUACACCAGGCAGCUCAGCCCAACUAAAAGCAAGCUGAAAAAGAGUGUGAGUUCUCAGGAAACAUUUGGUCACAGGAAGAGCUCGGUGUGUAUGCCGCGGGCUUUGGGCCAGCUGUUCAUCCUGCUGCAGUACCAGGCGCUGGCCCAACGCAUCAAGGUGUUGGUCCGAAAGGCUGAGAACCUGGCAAAGCUCACACGGAUCCCAGGAGCGCCAGACCACUAUGUUGUCAUCAACCUGCGUCAGGAUGGGAAAGUAAUUGGUACCAAGGAGACCAAAGGGGCCAGCGGUGCAAACCCCGUCUGGAACGCUCCAUUCCUGUUUGACCUGCCCUCUGGUGACAUCACUCAGCUACCAUUGGUCCUUGAGUUUAUCGUCAUGCAGGGCCGUCUGUACACCAAGAGCAGUAUUCUGGGCCGCGUGUUGAUUGGCAGCGAUGCCACGGAGGCGGGACAGGGACACUGGAAGGAGAUGUGCAGUCGGGGGCAAAUAGAGACAGCUCGCUGGCACAUCAUCCAAUCAGAUGUGCUGUAGGACUGAUUGACAGACUGUGGGACUGCGCUGCUGUCCAUCCGCUGCCCAGUGAGUGAAACGCAGAGGUGGAGUGGGAAUAACAUGCGAUUAGGGUGCACAUGCUUCAAAGUAUUUCUUUUUAGUCGUUUUAUUUUUGAUUUUAGACUUCCAUGUCAUUUAUCAUUAGCAACAGAUAAUGUUCAUGAAUGAAAUAACUGGGCAUGCUGUUUUAGGGAGAGACAAACGUCCAUGGUCCAUGAAUAUCUGCAAAACUUUAGAGAUAGAAGUACUGAUCACUGUAUGGAGCAGGGAUGUGCGGCAGCUUUCACCAUAUCAAUAGUAUUCUGCAUCCCAGCAUUGCCUUUGUGAUUAUUUCCACUGUGACUUCUUAAAACUGUAGUCUGUUUAACUGUGUCAUUUGGGUUGUAUGCAACUUGUGCUGAUGUUGUGGUACUGUUUGUAUUGUGCCCAGAGGCUACAAAUGUUGUGUUGAAAGUUACGGAGUAUACAGUAUAUGUUGCCACUCGUGGUUUGCUGUAGUGUAUUACUGUACCAUAAUUUGUCCACGUACAGUACUGUAAACACCUCUCCUUACGAAUAUGUACGAGGCCAUUACAGUGGCUUCACUUUGUGUGGCAUGCCUGCUAAAUUAUUUUUUUCCUUUGAUCAGUUCCCAGAAGGAUUUGUAAGUUUUGUUCUCUUUUCAUCCACUGGACACUACAAUAAACAUGUUGGUUCACAGAUGCCACAGCCCAGUUCUGAAUUUACUGUAUACUUACAUGGCUUAAAGAUUUCUAUACUAAUUACAACUUUAUUCAACAAAAAUGCAAAACAGAUAAAUACAAGAGUGAAGAGCCACUUUACAUUGUGUCUGCUAUGUUGCUGUGCAACAUAAGGUCUUUAGCCAAACGAUUGUGACCAAGCAGCAGCAUUACCAAAAACCAUUAUUGACUGUCAUGUACUUCUCAUACACUUAGGCUCCCUUGCUAUUGGAUUUUAUUAUUUAACACAAUCUGCAGCUCUGUCUCAAUCCAAGAGAAGCCUCAAUGAAGAAUAGCAUUGAUCGCAUGAUGACUUUAGCAUGCACUGCCUUUUCUCUGCAGUCAAUGGAACACUGUAAAAUAGAAAUAGAUGUGGUCUAUUUUAGACAGACUUGCAGAGUCAAUAUAAGGCAGUCAAAAACCAACAAUGAAUGAAAUCAUCUUUCAUUCAGUCAGUUAAUGCCAAAUUCAUCACAUAUAGAUGCAUUUUUUAAUAAAAUAAUUAAGAUAUUACUCUGUGGGACAGGAAUAGUAUUUUUCUUCCUCUUUAUAGCCACAAGACACAUUAAUUAAACUUUAAUUCUAGGGUUAAACUGACAUUUGUCUAGCCUCUUAUUUAUCAACAUUAAAAACAAUAAGAGUUUAAAUGCCACAGACUACAGAAACAUUUCUUUACAACACUUCACUUACUCAUUUCAGUAAUUGAAAAACGCGACAGCUACUCUAACAAACUGAAGGGGUUUGAAAAAAACAACUCUUAAUAUUCAGUACCCGUCACAUAUAUAAUAAUGACAGAAAAUGUAAUGUGUUUUUAAUAUUAAUAUGCAACGUUUUUUGGUUUCUAGGAAGGAAUUGUGUUUGUAUUAGUAAUAUAUUGACCAUGUUGAUGCCUGGUGGUGACACGUACUAUCUCAACUGUAUAUGAAUGUCUUUGCUUUUAAAAGGGAACAGUUUAAAAGAAAUUAGAAUAAAUUGUUAUUAUAUAAAAGGAAUUUUGCCAA
This is a messenger RNA of Sander lucioperca (pikeperch), 3356 nucleotides long. Its product is annotated as synaptotagmin-5. The record is from RefSeq and is a predicted model, not a curated record. Gene Ontology annotation, biological process: cellular response to calcium ion; vesicle fusion; regulation of calcium ion-dependent exocytosis. Bases 101 to 1615 code for a protein of 504 amino acids. NCBI's taxonomy places the organism in Eukaryota, Metazoa, Chordata, Actinopteri, Perciformes, Percidae. Gene Ontology annotation, cellular component: axon; synapse. The transcript has 5 exons. Gene Ontology annotation, molecular function: SNARE binding; calcium-dependent phospholipid binding; phosphatidylserine binding.